Molecule: messenger RNA, 1023 nt
Organism: Prunus mume (Japanese apricot)
Lineage: Eukaryota; Viridiplantae; Streptophyta; Magnoliopsida; Rosales; Rosaceae
Source: RefSeq, a predicted model, not a curated record
AUGUCCUCCUACUUCUUUCUCUCUCUCACCGCCCUUCUCUUCACCCUCUCUCUCCUCCCCGGAAGCACCUCGCUUCCCACAUCCGCCACCACCAUCGGCGCCACCUACUCCGCCGGAACCGCGGCCACCCAGAUGGUCCCGCCCCUCGCCGCCAACCGUUCCAACGCCCUCCGCUGGCUCUACGUCCACGUAGUCCCCUUCUACCCCCGCACCAAGAUUUCCACCAUCUCUGUCGGCAACGACCCUCUAGAAUCUUCCCCCGACUUCUCCACCUUCCUCCUUCCUGCCAUCCGCAACCUCCACCUCUCCCUCCGCGACCUCAGCAUCCGCAAGAUCUCCGUCUCCACUACCUUCUCUUUCAUCAGCAUCAUUACGACGCCGUUUCCCCCUUCCUCCGCCCAAUUUCUAGAGCCCGCCCUGUACACCGUCGUCAGACCCUUGCUCCAGUUCCUCCGCGACACCAAUUCGUCGUUCUUGGUCAAUCUCUACCCGUACAACCUCUACAAGAUCCGCAGCGAGAUUCCAAUCGGGUUUCCCCUGUUUCAGGAGCACCCUUUCGGCUUCCGUGACGACCUCACCACCGGCGUCCGGUACCGGAACCUCUUCGACAUGAUGGUCGACGCCGUCAUUAGCGCCAUGGCCGUCGCCGGUUACGAGAAUAUUCCGCUGAUUGUGACCGAGACUGGGUGGCCGAGUUUCAGUACCGAUCCGGCCGAAAUUGACGCCAACCCGAUUUACGCCGAGCUGUACCUCAAGGGUCUGCUGUGUCAUCUGAGGUCCGGGAAAGGCACGCCGUUAAGGAAAGAAGGGGUGUCCGAGACGUACAUAUAUGAGCUGCUUGAUAAGCAAAUGAGGAAGGGGCGCAAUUGGGGGAUACUCUACCCCAAUCUGACCGCCAAGUACAAGUACAUUCAGUUCUCUGGGUCCUAUUGCAGAGGUUUCUUUGACAUGUUGAUCAUGGCGGUUGGCCAAUUCUUGGUCUUUGCUUUCUUGCGUGGUAAUGGAUCCUUUUCUCUACUCUAG